Messenger RNA from Fraxinus pennsylvanica, 663 nucleotides. Lineage: Eukaryota; Viridiplantae; Streptophyta; Magnoliopsida; Lamiales; Oleaceae. The record is from the annotation of a GenBank genome assembly.
AUGCUCCGCCCCCGCCACGGCAUUCCCUCUAUUCAAGCGCUCGCUUUCUUCAAUUGGGCCACGUUACCAUCAGAAUUGUUUGAAAUUUCACCUUUAUUGGUGGAAGCCUACAACAAAAUGAUCGAUCUUUCUGGAAAGGGCAAGGAUCGAGAGGAGGCAAUUAAGGUGCUUAAUACAAUGGUUAAGAAAGGAUGUGAGCCAAAUCCCUCUAGUUUCAAUCCAAUUUUAAGGUGCAUUGCAGAAGCCCAGGAUGUGAGUGCUUCAGGAGUUAAAUUAAUUCUGAUUUCAGUUUACUGCAAAAUGGGCCAAUGUUACAACGCAUACAAGAAUCUCAAAGAGAUGGUUGAGGAAAAGAGAUCGAGACCGGGUGUGCCAGCCUGUAAAAUGGUUUUGGAGCAGUUAAGGAAAGCAGGAGGGCACUUGCUCAUCACAGCCAACCAUCUUGUCUGUUUUGUGAAUAUGCUUCAGAAUGCCAGGCCUGCUAGGAACAUGGAUUGCCUCCAAAUAUGGUCUAAGCCCAACUACAGACGGCCUUUGUUUCCUAAUUGUGGACAGGAGAUCAAUGUUUUAAAUGCUCAAAUGCAUGUUGAGAUCGGCCUCUCAAUAUUGUCUUCUUCCGUCAUUGCAAUGGGAAUGCAUGUGAAGAUUUUUAGGAGUGAAUGA